AGCGUUGUUCUGAAACGUUUCCCACCACAACACGGAUGGCGGACUAGUCCGUUUCGACGGCGGCUUCUCCUCGCGGAGACGGCGGUGCCUCGCGGAGACGCGAUGCUUUUGGGGGUCGUUGGCCCCAACGGGCCCGAACCACCUGCAGUCUUGGCACCUUCCAGUGGCAAGAGUUUGAAGGCAUUGAAGGAGAAGGCCGCCAGAGCUUUGAAUUUCGUGCACCCUCAGAGUGGUAAUGUUUGGAAGCCUCGGCACCUCUUCACCGAAACACCCAGUGGAAAUCUCCGGGAGCUGCAGACCUCAGAGCUCCAAAGGGAGAAGGUCUUGUGGGCAGAGCCUCCCUGGCAUGCGGGCGCAGUGCUGCAACAGGGCCUAACCUCGCGACGACGCUGGACUUGGGGGUCGCGCAUCUACCAGAGACUCUUGCGGAUGCCUUGCUGCGUGCCACUGCACCGGCUUUGGCACAGCGCACGCAGCACCGCCUCGGCAGCCAAAGGCGGUGCUCGCAGCUCCCCACGCCGGGAGAAGAAGCCACAGGAUCCCAAGAGACCCAGCCACUUUAUUUCGGUGCGAAUGGGCGAAGAUGUACGGAAGGCCGCUGUGAAAGUGCAGAAGGAGCUCAUGAUCAAAGCAGAUGAAAAGAUGCAUACUCAGCUUGAGAGGUGUUUGAUCCCAAGCAGCCAGCUCCAUUUGACACUCCUGACGCUGACGCUGCAAACAGAGGAGGACAUACAGGUUGCCAAAGAACGCCUCAAUCAAGUAGCUGAUGCAGAAGGCUUCAGCUUCAAGCUACAAGGCUUGGAGUCCUUCGGGCACCGAGUACUCUUUGCCCGUGCUCGUGAUGAUGGGUCCCAGGGAUUUGCAUCCCUUUGCUCUCUGCACACGCGUUUAGCCGACAUAUUCCAAACCUCACUGCUACCAGGCACAACAACAGAAGAAGUUGAGCCUCCAGCAGAGGCAGUUUCCACACAGGAACACCAAGCAGAAUUGGAAGUGUCUCAGGAGCGGUUGAGUCGCUUUUUAACGCGCGUCCUCCGGCACGAUGCCAAGCGCCUGGGGCUGCAGAUGCGAAGCGAUGGAUCUGUGGCGCUGAAGGAUCUAGUGGCUUUGUCGUUCUUCAGAACCAAUGGCUAUUCGGAGGCCGAUGUGGAAAGAGAAGUGAGAUGCAACGCCAAGCAACGGUUCUCCCUUUGGCUAGACGAUGGCGUGAAGCGCAUUCGCGCUAACCAGGGCCACAAGAUGAAAGAGGUCGUGGACUCCGAGCUCUUGACGCCGAUCCUGUCGGCCUCAGAGCUGCCGGUGUGCAUUCAUGGAACCUACAUGAAGAGGUGGCACUACAAGAAGAAGUGCUAUGUGGACGUUUGGCCUGCCAUCAAACGCGAAGGUUUGAAACCCAUGGGCCGCAACCAUAUCCAUUUUGUGCCUCAUGAGGUCGGCUCUCGCACGGUGAUCAGUGGCAUGCGCCAAGAUUGCACUGUUGCGAUCUACUUGGAUGUGCCAAAAGCCUUGGACAUGGGGAUCAAGCUCUUCCGUUCCGCCAACGACGUGGUCUUGACCCGCGGGGACGAAGCAGGACAUGUUCCAACGGAGCUCUUCACACGAGUCGUGGAGAUCAAGACGGGUCGGUUGCUUUGGCCUCCAGACCCAGAGGUGGAUGAUGCGACUGAGGAAGAGGACAGCUUCCAGCCGCAUGUGACCAUCGCAAAGACCAGUCGUGCGCGCCAGCACGCAAGCGGUGCUCGCAUUCCAGAGAGCUGCUGGCAGGCCCUCCGGAAGGUGGAGCUGGGCACCGUGAUGGUUGACUCCCUCGAGCUGUGUCGGAUGAAGGGCGAUGAGCAAACAGGCUACUACGAAGUCGAGCACAAAGUGUCCCUGCAGUGCCGCUGAGACAGUCCAAGUCCAGGAGGGGCGAACACAUCCGCUGGACCAGACCUUGUGGUCAUUUUUCCGCCAUCCAAUCAAGUGGUGGCCGUCCUUAGGUCAAGCGCAGGGAGGUUUCCUUUCAUUUGGGCGUGGGUGCCUCAAUGGUGUUUCCACUUGGCCAGUCCAAAACCCUUCUACAAACCAAAGUAGCCACAGAAGGAUCACUGGUGUCAAGCCUCACACCCAAUUGAAUUUGCCUUCAUACUACCGUUCCCGCGACAGCAAACACUCCGACCCUCAAAGUGGGGUCCAAGCCCGUCGCGGGCUCCAAUGUGGAGCUGUAGGAGAUUUGAAGACCGUUCCAACCGUAUCAUCGUCAGUAUAUGUCG
Messenger RNA from Durusdinium trenchii, 2252 nucleotides. Lineage: Eukaryota; Dinophyceae; Suessiales; Symbiodiniaceae. The record is from the annotation of a GenBank genome assembly.